This is a messenger RNA of Jaculus jaculus (lesser Egyptian jerboa), 3464 nucleotides long. RefSeq names its product proline, glutamate and leucine rich protein 1 (gene Pelp1). The transcript is spliced from 17 exons. Gene Ontology annotation, cellular component: nucleus. The coding region runs from base 1 to 3408 and encodes 1135 amino acids. The record is from RefSeq and is a predicted model, not a curated record. NCBI's taxonomy places the organism in Eukaryota, Metazoa, Chordata, Mammalia, Rodentia, Dipodidae. Gene Ontology annotation, biological process: rRNA processing.
AUGGCUGCAGCCGUUCUAAGCGGGCCCUCCGCGGGCUCCCCGGCCGGGGUCCCCGGCGGGGCCGGGGGUCUCUCGGCGGCGGGAUCGGGUCAGCGCCUGCGCCUGCUGCUGCUGGAGAGCGUCUCCGGGUUGCUGCAGCCGCGGACCGGCUCUCCCGUGGCCCCCGUGCACCCGCCGCUUCGCUGGGCCCCACAUCUGCCCGGGCUCGUGUGCCUGCUGCGGCUGCACGGCUCCGUGGGCGGGGCCCAGAAUCUUUCAGCUCUUGGGGCAUUGGUGAGUCUCAGUAAUGCACGUCUUGGUUCUGUCAAAACUCGGUUUGAAGGCCUGUGUCUGCUGUCCCUGCUGGUAGGGGAGAGUCCCACGGAGUUGUUCCAGCAGCACUGUGUCUCUUGGCUUCGGAGCAUUCAGCAGGUGUUGCAGUCCCAGGACCCACCACCCACCAUGGAAUUGGCUGUGGCUAUCUUGAGAGACCUGCUCCGAUAUGCGUCUCAGCUUCCUACACUGUUCCGAGACAUCUCCACCAACCACCUCCCUGGGCUUCUUACUUCUCUGCUGGGCCUUAGACCAGAGUGUGAUCAGUCAGCUUUGGAGGGCAUGAAGGCUUGUGUGACCUAUUUUCCUCGGGCUUGUGGUUCGCUAAAAGGCAAGCUGGCCUCAUUUUUCCUGUCUCGGGUGGAUGCCUUGAGCCCUCAGCUCCAGCAGCUGGCCUGCGAGUGUUACUCUAGGUUGCCCUCUUUAGGGGCUGGCUUUUCCCAGGGCCUGAAACACACAGAGAACUGGGAGCAGGAACUCCACAGCCUAUUGGCCUCACUGCACACCUUGCUGGGGGCCCUAUACGAGGGAGCAGAAACAGCUUCUGUGCAGAAUGAAGGCCCUGGAGUGGAGACAUUGCUUUCCCACUCAGAAGAUGGUGAUACUCAUAUCCUGCUCCGGCUUCGGCAGAAGUUUUCAGGACUGGCCCGCUGCCUGGGGCUCAUGCUCAGUUCUGAGUUUGUGGCUCCUGUGUCCAUGCCAGUGCAGGAAAUUCUGGAUCUCAUUUGUCGGAUUCUCAGUGUCAGUGGCAAGAAUAUUAGCUUGCUUGGAGAUGGUCCCCUGAGGUUGCUUCUGUUGCCCUCUAUACAUAUUGAAGCCUUGGACCUGCUCUCUGCACUCAUCCUUGCGUGUGGAGGCCGGCUCCUGCGCUUCGGGACCCUCAUCAGUCGCCUGCUUCCCCAGGUCCUCAAUGCCUGGAGCACUGGGAGGGACACCCUCUCUCCAGGCCAGGAGAGGCCAUACAGCACCAUUCGGACCAAGGUGUAUUCUAUCUUAGAGCUGUGGGUGCAAGUUUGUGGAGCCUCAGCAGGUGUGCUUCAGGGAGGAGCCUCUGGAGAGGCUCUGCUCACCCACUUGCUCAGUGACAUCUCCCCACCAGCUGAUGCCCUUAAGCUACACAGCCCCCAUGGGAGCUCCGAUGGAGGUUUACAAAGCGGAAAGCCCAGUGCCCCCAAGAAGCUAAAGCUCGAUAUGGGGGAAGCUAUGGCCCCUCCUAGCCACCGGAAAGGAGACAUCAAUGCCAAUUGUGAUGUGUGUGCAGCUGCGCUGAGAGGCCUCAGUCGGACCGUUCUCAUGUGUGGGCCUCUCAUCAAGGAGGAGACUCACAGGCGACUUCAUGAUCUGGUCCUGCCCCUGGUCAUGAGUAUCCAGCAGCAGGGUGAGGUCCUGGGCAGCUCUCCUUAUAACAGCUCCUGUUGUCGUCGUGAGCUCUACCGCCUGCUGCUGGCUCUACUGCUGGCUCCUUCCCCUCGCUGCCCACCUCCUCUUGCCUGUGCCCUGCAAGCUUUCUCUCUUGGCCAGCGAGAAGAUAGCCUGGAGGUCUCCUCUUUCUGCUCAGAAGCACUAGUGACCUGUUCUGCUUUGACACACCCCCGAGUUCUUCCCCUGCAGACUAUGGGCACUGCUUGCCCGACCCCUGCCCCAGUUCCUCCUCCUGAGGCCCCAUCUUCAUUCAGGGCUCCACCCUUCCAUCCCCCAGGCCCUAUGCCCUCCAUAGGUCCCAUUGCUUCUUCAGGUCCUGUGCCCUCAGCAGGCCCCAUGCCCUCAGCCAGCCCCAUGCCUUCCACGGGUCCUGUGCCCUCACGUCCUGGACCUCCAGCCUCAGCUAACCACUUAGGCCUCUCUGUCCCAGGUCUGGUGUCGGUCCCAACCCGGCUCCUUCCUGGCCCCGAGAACCACCGUGCAAGUUCCAAUGAGGACCCCGUCCUUGCUCCUAGUGGUACUCCUCCACCCACUGUACCCUCAGAUGAAACUUUUGGGGGAAGAGUACCAAGGCCAGCCUUUGUUCAUUAUGACAAGGAGGAGGUAUCUGAUGUGGAGAUCUCCUUGGAAAGUGACUCUGAUGACAGUGUUGUUAUCGUGCCUGAGGGGCUUCCACCUCUACCACCCCCGCCACCCUCAGGCUCAGGGACACCUCCUCCUCCUCCUGUGGCUUCCACUGCGCCACCAACUGCCUCCCCUCCUGUGCCAGCUAAGGAGGACUCUGAAGAACUGCCUGCAACCCCAGGGCCUCUACCUCCUCCUCCGCCCCCUCCUCAUCCUGGUCCUGGUGCUGUCACGCUUCCACCACCCCAGCUAGUCCCUGAAGGAGCUCCCGCAGGGGGAGGACCCCCCGCCCUGGAAGAAGAUUUAACAGUUAUUAAUAUCAAUAGUAGUGAUGAAGAGGAGGAGGAAGAAGAGGAAGAGGAGGAGGAAGAGGAAGAGGAGGAGGAGGAAGACUUUGAGGAAGAAGAGGAAGAUGAAGAAGAGUAUUUUGAAGAGGAAGAAGAGGAGGAAGAGUUUGAGGAAGAAUUUGAGGAUGAAGAGGGUGAGUUAGAGGAAGAAGAAGAGGAAGAGGAGGAGGAAGAGGAAGAAGAGUUGGAAGAGGUAGAAGAUGUAGAGUUUGGUUCAGCAGAAGGGGAGAUAGAAGAAGGUGGACCUCCGCCCCCAACCCUGCCUCCAGCUCUGCCUCCACCAGACUCUCCUAAAGUACAGCCCGAGCCAGAACCUGAACCUGGGCUGUUACUGGAAGUGGAGGAGCCAGGGGCAGAGAAGGGAUCUGGGGCUGAGAUGGCCCCGAACUUGGCUCCUGAGGUAGUCCCCUCACAGGAGGAGGUAGAGAAAGAAGGGGGAAGCCCCACAGCAGGGUCACCUCCUCAGGAGCUUGUUGAAGAGUCCUCUGUUCCCCCAACCCUGGUGGAAGAGGGGACUGAAGGUGGGGGUGACGAGGUACCACCCCCACCAGAAACGCCUGCAGAUGAAGAGAUGGAAACAGAAGCCGAAACUGCAGCUCUCCCAACGAAGGAGCAGGAUGACACAGCUGCCAUGCUGGCUGACUUCAUCGAUUGUCCCCCUGAUGAUGAGAAGCCACCGCCUACCACAGAGCCUGACUCCUAGCCCUCCUCUGCACCCCAACACUUUGUGUCCAAUAAAGUUAUGUCUGUAGAUAUUUA